Molecule: messenger RNA, 2080 nt
Organism: Culex quinquefasciatus (southern house mosquito)
Lineage: Eukaryota; Metazoa; Arthropoda; Insecta; Diptera; Culicidae
Exons: 4
Coding region: 524-1396 (290 amino acids)
Source: RefSeq, a predicted model, not a curated record
UGCUGCGAACCGGUUCGGACGGACGGAACACUGCGUCGUUUCGGGAGGGGUUCUUUCGAGUUCUCGGAUUCUUUGGAUGACGGUGCAAUCCGGAAAUUGAAACGGGGCUUGCUUUGAUUGGGUGGCACUAAUAACCCCAGUGGAGGAGUGCAAAGUGUUGCACUAGCGAUGCAUAAGCGGGGAAAUCGAAGAGGCGUUAUGUAUCGCUAACGUAACUUGUGUAGUGUGGGAAAUUGCUCCCUUUGAGGGCACGGAAAUUGGUGUUGGUGAUUGGAAGUCGUGAAGAAUUGUGCAAAACCGUGUAAGGUGUAAAUCAUUUUCCAAUCAAUAGCGAAGCGCUAGCGCGCGUGAAGACCCGUGAAAAGCCGUGCGAAAAGGUGAUUUAUAUACGACGGGUGUGAAAGUUUUCCCACCGCCGGGGCUCGUAUUAAUCAUUUGGGGAGGCGGUCGCAGCUGGAUAUCCGGACCAAAACCAUCAUAUCAGCACAUCGGUUGAAGGAGAAGCAGCAGCAGUUUGAGCGGCAUGUUUUGGAUACUGAGGCGAACCGGAGCGGUCAACUUUUUCAACUCCAUCAACAACAACUACGCGGCCAAGGGAGGCUCGAGUGGGGCCGGUGGGAAUGCUGACAAACACAGUUCCCGGCCACCGCGGCGGGCCUACGGCCGGCUCAGCGUCGAGUCCGACGACGCCCAAUCGUUGCGACGUGAUUCGGAGCUUAACGACAAUCUGAUUGAUGUGGACGACGAUGACGGCGGUGGCGGCGGUCCCGGCACCGAUCUGCUGAACCUGAACCACAAAAACAAUAACAACAACAACAACAAUGUGUUGGUGAAAAAUCAAAACAAUGCCACGACCACGCUGACCAGCCCGAGCCAGAAGCUGAUUAAUGGGCGCGGUGUCGUCGUGUACCGGGACCGGGACCUGGACGAUGAGGACGAGGAUGCGGAGGGGGGAGACUAUGGCGGGGGAGAGGACGUGAACCGGAACCAGUCCAACUGCAACGAAACCGACUCGGACCUGGAGCUGGACGCGACCAUCAAGGAGCAGCGGCUGGAGGAGCAGGCCAUCUCCCGGCUGCAGGCCAUGGCCAUGGAGGACGAGGAUGAGUACGAUGAGUCCCUCACCUGCAACGUGUGCGACCGGGCCUUCCACUGUCACCGGCAGCUGGCGUCCCACCAGCAAAAGAAGCGACAUUUUGGUUGCAGCGGCUGCGACAGUCUCUUUCCGUCGCUGAUGCUGCUCGAGCACCACAAGGAGGAGUUCGAGCACUGGAGUGACUUUGAGGACGACGGGCGGUUGCCGUGCUGCAGGCGGAACCGGCGGGACGACGAGUACACGGACACGGAGACGGGCACGAGCGACGCCGAGAGUGAGGAUCUGGAGCGGUUGCUUUAAGGAGGGAGAGGGAGGGGGUAGAGGGAGAAGGGAGAUAUUGUUUUUUGGUAGUGUGGAACACAAUUGAGAAAGAAGAAGAGAUCGACUGGAAUCGAUUUGAGUUUGGAGGAGCUUCCUGGGUUGGGGUUUAAUUGAGAGAAAAGAAAUUGUUCAGGUUUUUCCAAAAUGUUCUCAUUGGUAUUCAGAGUAAAAAGUUCCUUCAAAAUUAAUUUGGUUCCAUCCAAAAAUUACGAUGUUUUGGGACUUUUUUGAGGGGGUAACAUGAUUUUUUUUAUAAAUAUGCAAAGGAUAUGUCCUCAAAUGUAAUUUAUGUAAUUUCUUUAAAAAUAGCUUGUUCAAACACCUUAUUUUUACUACAUUUAACUGACAUUUUACUGACUUUAACUUAAUAUCUAUAAUAGUCAAGGCACGGAAUCGAAAAAGGGCUCAUUUUCUUGUGUCUAACGGCAAAUCAUGUAACAGGCCAGGUUUUGAUGGAUCUAGACUAAACCGACCCCGCUGAGUCCGAAAAUCGCGGUCACGAAGCCGGAUUCCUUAAGGGAAGCGAGAUAUUCAAGAUGGCGACCAAUAUGGCGGCUAUAUAGAGAAGUUAACAAUAUCACAGUAUGAAGGUUGUUGACGUGUCGAUUUUAACUAAUUUUGGGCCGCUGAACCCGAAUAUGACCAAGAAAAUCGGUCACGGCG